This is a messenger RNA of Tachysurus vachellii, 2811 nucleotides long. RefSeq names its product dual specificity phosphatase 2 (gene dusp2). Lineage: Eukaryota; Metazoa; Chordata; Actinopteri; Siluriformes; Bagridae. Gene Ontology annotation, molecular function: MAP kinase tyrosine/serine/threonine phosphatase activity; protein tyrosine/threonine phosphatase activity. The transcript has 4 exons. Gene Ontology annotation, cellular component: nucleus; cytoplasm. Gene Ontology annotation, biological process: endoderm formation; negative regulation of MAPK cascade; protein dephosphorylation. The record is from RefSeq and is a predicted model, not a curated record. The coding region runs from base 368 to 1402 and encodes 344 amino acids.
UCCAAACAGCGACAUGACCGAGCUACAGGGGUUUUUUACCGCAAUAACGGAAACACGCACAAUCAGAUCCGUCUGACUUUUUGUGCUGUCUUUUGGUCAAGAAGAAAAAAAAUAGAGUUUAUAAAAGUUUUUAAAGUUCGUUAUAACUUUAUUUAUUCUCACUAAAAAAAUAUAUUUUCAGUGUUUAUUUAUUUAUUUUUUAGCUAGUUUUUUUUUUUUUACAUUAUUUACUUUUAUAAAUUGAAUUAAAUUACAAAAAAAAUCAUAAAUUUAAAAAGUACAACAAUUAAAAACAAACAAAUAAAUAAUAAUAAUAAUAAUAAUAAUAAUAAUAAUAAUAAUAAUAAUAAUAAUAAUAAUAAUAAUAAUGGGGGUUAUCGGAGAACCGGUUGAAAUCACAAGCGAAGAGCUCGUGCAGAUGCUCGUGACACCGGAGAUCAGCGGUGCGCUGCUGCUGCUGGACUGCCGUCCGUUCCUCGCUUUCUCGCGCGCGCACAUCUGCCGCGCUCACAACGCCGCGUGGAACUCGCUGCUGCGGCGCAGGUGCAGCCGUGGCACGGAAUCCGGCGCGCGCCUCGACUGCCUGCUCGCCGACAGGUCUCUGCUGGGGCGCGUGCGCACCGGGGAAUUCCGCCAGAUCGUGGUGCUGGACGAGAAAAGCCGCGCGGUCACCGAGCUGGAGCGCGAGAGCAUGACGGGUCUGGUGCUGUGCGCGCUCCAGAGAGAGCUGCACGCGGGCACGGCGCGGAUCUGCUUCCUGCAAGGGGGAUUCGAUGGUUUCUUGGCGCUCUACCCUGAGCUGUGUAUCAGUGCACAGGAUAUUUGUGGGACUCAAACGACCCUGAGCGACUCAGAGCAACGAGUCUCCGGCAGAACAACACCUCUUUAUGACCAGGGAGGUCCUGUAGAGAUCUUGCCCUUUCUGUUUCUGGGCAGCGCUCAUCAUUCGUCUCAGAGGGAGCUGCUGAGGCGCUGCAACAUCACAGCCGUCCUUAACGUCUCCUCGUCCUGCCCCAAUCUGUUUGAGCAUGAGCUGAGCUACAUGACCCUGAGGGUGGAGGACAGCAUGGCAGCGGACAUCCGAGUGCUCUUCCCAAAGGCCAUCCACUUUAUAGAUUCAGUGAAAGAAAGCGGCGGUCGAGUUCUGGUCCACUGCCAGGCCGGCAUCUCCCGCUCUGCCACAAUCUGCCUGGCGUAUCUAAUCCACGCCCGCCGCGUGCGCCUGAACGAGGCUUUCGAGUUCGUGAAGCGCCGACGACAAGUCAUCUCCCCAAACCUGGCCUUCAUGGGCCAGCUGCUGCAGUUCGAGACAGACGUUCUGUGUCCUUACACGGUUCUGGACUCGGAGGAUGGCGCCACUGCAUUUCAGUACCUCUGCACAGACAACACAGACCUUUCAUGACCUUUAUCGAGACUGUCUGAUUGCUGGGACUCCCGUCGUACUGUGACAUGUGGCUCGCUUUAACGAUAUUUGACCACAAACAUUUCAUCAUUCAGUCCAUCAUACACAUUCGUUCACUUACGGGAUUCUCUUGAAUCCACAGGAUGAGCCAAAUACAAUGUGUAUGUACCUAGUCUACACGCUAAAGUGCACUAAGCAACUACCUGCACAAGACUUUGCACUAUUUAAUUCUGUGUGUGUUAAACCCAUCUGAGAUCAUCGGGUCAUUAAUAUGUAUUCAUUGGGGCCCAUCAAACUAAUCAGCAAAGAAUACUAAUGUAUAUGAUGAUGAAUACAACUCUGAGAAAUGUUGCUAACACGUUUAAAAAUCUUCAGCUAGGCCUGAGCGAUAUGGCAAAAACAGUAUAUCCGUACGACACUCAAAUAUAUUUCACGUAUAUAGAAAUAUUUAAUUUAGCGAACAAAUCAAUACAGACAAAUGACAAACUUUAUCACUAAUCAUUAUCUGUUUCCAAAGCUACUUUGGGACAGUGUUUUAGAGGUGCUUAUAAAAUCAUACCCAAAUUCUAGUUGCACAAAAGUGAUUUCUGGUCAUAGAUCACAUUAAUCAUGUCACCAUAUUGCUCUUGACUCUUCGAGUCAACGUCAUACAUAACAAUACGUAACGGACAGAGAAACAUCUAGACUUCUUGUGAGGAAUUCCACCAUGUUGAUCUUGCACCAAAAAUGUAGCCUUGUAGCUACGUGAGGACUUUCGUGCCAUCUCAAAACAAAGCACACCGGUUUUGGUUUUGAAUCUCAUACAAUUUUAAUCCUGUGGAUUUACAAGUCAAUAUCAAAUAGCGAAUUAGCUAGCUAGCCGACGUGAGCCGAUCGCUUAGCCGCUACAUUCUCUUCAAGUGGCCUGAUUUCUGUGACUACUGAUGUAGUACGGAAUCCGUCGCAGAUGAGCCGAACAAGCAGACGAGACGACGCGGGAAAGUGCGACACAACUACUGCCUCCUGCAUCCUUUAACCAAAGACGUUAAGAUCCUUUUGCUCUGGAUACGACAAUACCAUCCGACACCGACUCGGUCACUGAGACUGGACCAUCCUUGGUUUAUGUGCAGAUAACUUCAACUCAGGGAGUGACCUAAACAACUGUGAUCUCAUAUUUCAAACUAGACUAAACAUUCUUAAUGUUCAUCCUAUAACACAGUCUUGCGAUAUAUGUUACACGUUCCACAUUUUUUUUGUUACUCAUUCAGAAGGUCAUGUAACAAACUAAGAUUUUUUUUUUCUUUUGCUGUAAAUAGUGUUGAUCCCCUAAACAUGCACUUUAUUUUUAUUUGUAAAUAAUGUGUUUUGAUUUGUUAAUAUUAUUGUAUAAGCUGCCAUAUUCAGUCAUCCAUUAAAAGACAUUUGUCAAA